This is a messenger RNA of Octopus sinensis (East Asian common octopus), 1353 nucleotides long. RefSeq names its product LYR motif-containing protein 1. Gene Ontology annotation, cellular component: mitochondrion. The coding region runs from base 179 to 562 and encodes 127 amino acids. Lineage: Eukaryota; Metazoa; Mollusca; Cephalopoda; Octopoda; Octopodidae. The transcript has 5 exons. The record is from RefSeq and is a predicted model, not a curated record.
AAAAUCUAAAUGAAGUCGUUCAUUAUGCCAAUAAAAUUCCCGGAAUAAAAUUACGGCGUUUAUUAAUAAUAAAACACCGGUUAUGACAUGUGUUUCGAGAUAGUUUUGGAAUGUGACGAAUAACAUCAAAUUUUGAGGCUGUUUAAGUCCAGAAAAGAGUGUUGUGAGGGAGAAGGAAAUGUCCCAUCGAGGAACAGUGCUGUCUCUGUAUAGACAAAUCCUACGUAUGUCUAGAGAAUGGCAGUCCUUGUCCGGAAACUUGCAAGACACACAAGAGGAACGCAAGUACAUCUUUAAUGAAGCAUGCACUCUGUUUCGUGAAAACAAAAAUGUGACCAACCCUAAAGAAAUUGCAGAACAUGUGAGGGAAGCUGAGACUCGUAUAGCAUUAGCUCUGCACUAUGGCAUUCCGUAUCCUCGACAGAUUCACCUGCAGCAGUCAAGUCUUCCUCCCAGUAAAAGAGGGAUAAAAUCUUUCAAGAAAUCACAGAAAAAAGCAGCUGAAGAAUCACAACCUAUUUAUAUGAAAUCCUAUGGAGAGAAGAAUUUUGAAAAUCAGUAGAGAUCUGCACCUUGCUGAAGGAAUUGUUAGACAUGGCUAGCAAACUUGUACAGUUGGCAUGGCAACAAGACAACUCAGAAAACAAAGCGUAACAAAGGAAAAAAAAAUCAUGUAAGAAAAACCAGCAGAAUUCUGAGAACUGGCUCUGAGAAUCAACUUUGAAAACCAACCUAGUUUUUUUGUAAACUGUUGGUUUGAUUGGCUGAUCUUAACAAUGUUCUGGAGAAUUUGAAACCAUAAGCUGUCAUGUCUAUCACCGUUUCUGUGUGUGUGUGUGUGUUAGUAUGUGUGCUUGAAGCGCUCAUAAAGAAUCUGCUAAUAAUGGAAAUAGAAAAGAAGCAAUAACUGCAACUGUCUCUAAUCUGGCUGUAAAAUAUUAACGUGUGUGUGUGUGUGUGUGUGAGUGAGUGAGUGAAUGAAUGUGUGUGUGUGUGAUUGUGUAAAAGUGUGAGUGUGUGUGUAUGUGAAUGUAUGUGUGUAUGAUUCACAUGUAUGUGUGUGAUAUUGUAAAUUGAUUCCUGUACAGACAAACUAUUAUGAUCAGGAUUUCAAACUAUAUUGACAUACUUUGUGUUGUACCUUAUUACAUAAAGGCACAUAACUCUACUUGCCUCAGUCUGCUGAGCUGACAGUAGGUUCAGUGUCAAGUGUUCUAUUACUAGAAAGGACACACAACCAUGAAAUAAAAGAAAAUUAUUUCCCUAAAUUUAAAAGUACACAAAAGAAAUACCUUUAACAACAAUAAAACAAUGCAAAACAAAAUAAAAUAAAAUACAUUUUAUGAAUUCUUA